Macrosiphum euphorbiae (potato aphid) is the source of this 318-nucleotide messenger RNA. The record is from the annotation of a GenBank genome assembly. Lineage: Eukaryota; Metazoa; Arthropoda; Insecta; Hemiptera; Aphididae.
AUGCAUUUAAAUUAUAUUUUGAGUCAACGAAAUGAAAAUGUAUUGAUUCACAAUAAUAAUGUUCACAAAAAAGAAAGAGACGGCGACGAUAAAAUUAUUUGGAAAUGUAAUGAUUAUAAACAAUUCAGCUGUCGUGGUCGUAUUCAUACACGAGAUGAAACUGUUAUUAAAUAUAUUGAACAUACUAACCAUGUACCUGACAUAGCUAAAAUUAAACGAAGAGAAUAUAUGAAUGAUUUGAAUAAAGUAGCGAAAACUUCUCAACUGAGUACUCAUGCUGUUAUUGUAUCAGUUGUAUCAAAAGUAAAAGCAUUAUAA